GUUAUUUAAAGUUUAGGAUUCUAGAAACAAAAUGUCGGUCCGUAGAUCACACAUAGACUGAGUGAUUGCGUCAACUCCAAUUUAUCGAAAUAUUUUAUUCGGAGUGAAUAUUAACGAAGCUACAAAUGUUUUAUAAAUUUAAUUCAUUUCUUGUUUUUGGUGGUUCACUUCUUGCCGCCGUUGCAGCAGGAGCCUACAUAUUAUGGGGACCUUCUAAGAAGCGUCCAAAAGGUAUUUUUUUAAAAAAGUAGUCUAUUAGUAAUUAGUACUAUUAGUAUUAGUAUAUUGAUUAUUAUUGCAUACUAUUGUGGUCUAUAGUAUAGUUUUAUUGAAAAAAAUGACGAGUGAGUGAUGUCUGAUAAUUAAAUAAAUUAUAUCCAGGCAGUGAUAGUUGAAUUAUACCGAGUUAUACAGUGCUUAUUUUCUUUUUUUCUUUCUAAAGCUUCUUUGUCAUUUGUACAUCCCCUAACUGACUAAGCCUAACUAACUCACAGUGUCACAGUCACAGCUCCAUAAACUAGGUACUUUGACACAAAAUUUAAAUAUUGUCCAAUUGCCAUGAAUGAUAGAAUUGAUACAUCAUUUUAACGGGAUAGCUAUAAGCUGUACAACAACACCAAUUUCAUCUUUCUAUCUUUUAUAUAAGUGUAGUUAUGAUUUUUUGGUGAUUUAAAAAAAAAAAAAACCUUCUUUAUCUUAGUAUUUCACUGAAAAAACGUGUGACCCACUUUCAAAAUUUCUGCCUUAUUUUACCCAAAACUUUUUUAUUUUAAAAGAUAAUGCUACCAAAUUUUCAGGAGACAUUCUCAAUGCAAUAUACUACAUACAGUACAAUAAACAACAUAACUUUUAUAGAACAUUAAGACUUUUUAUGUUUUAUAAAUUUAUUUGUGGGUAUGUUCAGAAAAAAGUGAACAGAAAAAUUGGGAAAAUAAUUAUUUAUACAGGAAAAAACAAAAAAAACCAGCAUAUUUAUUGAAUUUUAACUAAUUUUAUUAUGCUUGUAUAGGCACUCCAAUACUUUCGCCGCCAGCGGUAGAAAGACAUGGCCUGUGAUCAGCUCGCGCUUUUCGUUUUCGGUAGAUGUCAGUGUUUAGCGUUGUUUUGCGUCAUUUCUAAAAAUAGAGGAACUUCCUUAUUUUAAUUUGAAUCCGCGAUGCAUGCCGGUUACGGGGGUAUCAAUAUAUAGGAGAUCCGACCACGCUGAGACCAUCAAUUGAAAAGUUGAUUUGGGUAAGUGAGUUCACUAUGCUUAUUUUUUUUUAUUUAAAACUUGUUCGGCCUUGGAAAUUACUUGUACACAUAGUUUAUAUAUUUUAAAAGUGGAAGCACUUUAUUUAAAGAGUACUGACGCUGUGACUAAAAAUUCAAGGCUUCCAAGCCGUGGCCAUUUUUUUCCACUCGAUCUACCGGAAGUGGUGUAUCGCUAAUGUAAACAGUGAUUAUUAUUAUUUAAAACUUUUUAGAAACAGCUAAAUAAAUAUUUCCCGCAUUAUAACUUAGUUGUUAGAUUAUAAUUGUACACUUUUCAUAACUGGUUUUUAAUAAUAAUUACACUUUAGGCCUAAUAUAGUUGGUAUAUAAGAACAUGCUUUGGAUCAAUAAUACAUGUAAAUAUAAAUAAGACAACAAAGACGACAAUGAAAUAGUAAGAUAGUCUCUAGUUCUAAGUUAUUAACAGCUAUAAAUUAAAGGGAAGCGUUAUACGCAGUCGGCUGCGUAUAACCCUGAGAGUUAUACGCAGUCGACUGCGCAUAACCCUGAGGGUUAUUCACAGCCGACUGCGUAUAACUCUCAGGGUUAUACGCAGUCGAUAUACGCAGUCGACUGCGCAUAACCCUGAGGGUUAUUCACAGCCGACUGCGUAUAACUCUCAGGGUUAUACGCAGUCGGCUGGGAAUUUAGCCAAAUAAGGUUUAUCAAUCGCUUGUUUGGCAAUUUAAAAAAAAAAGUAUUAUGCGUAAUUAGCCGCAUGAUGGGUUGUUUUGAACUAGAACUUUUAAUGUGUUUAACGUAAAAUUUUAAUUGAAUUAAUUUUAAUUAAUAAUGAAAUUGAUGAUAGCAAUAGUAUUAGUAUUAGUAUUAGUGCUAUUACUAUUAUUAGUAUUAUUGCUUGUAUCUUAUAUAUUAUAAUUAUAAGUAUAAGUCAAAGUCUACAUUUCUUAGAGUCUAAGCCUAAGUCUUAGAUUUUUUUAAAGGCAUUUCCAUGGUCUAAGUCUAGUCAUGUAUUUUGAUUGAUUAGGUUUUUAUAUGUUGCUAUGACUAUGUCCGUGUGGUUGGUUUUACUGACUAAUUUAGGAAAUACAUUCUAUUUAUCUUUUUUUAAAUUUUAUCAUUUAUGAUUUUUUUUUUUUGAUGACCUAAAUGUAACAGUUUUCAGCUUCCAUGCAAAACUAUAACUGUGUGAAAGUAUUACUUACACUGACCCCUCUACAGAACCCCUGCCCCUACAGCGAUUUUUUUUUCCUGCUACUCUCAACCCAUGAUUAUUUUUAUUAUUUUACCAGUGAAACAUGAUUUUAUCUGUCACAAAAUUAGUUAACAAAACAAACAUAUAUUUGAUAAUUAUAAGUAUAACAUUAUUAACAUUACAUUGGUCAAGUUAAUAAUUCUUCUCAUGUUUUAACAUUUUUUAGCAAAAAAAAAAAGUAAAACAAUAAGCCUAGUUGUUACUUCAUUCUCGAGAAAAAGCAUAGCAACUAACGUAUUUUCAUAGCUUGCCGUUGGCUGAAAUUGAACUCAAGACCACCAUCUUGAGGUUACGUCAGUUUAGACCAUUCGACCACACAGUCACCCGAAUUCAAGGCACCCUUAUUGAUUUGCCAACAAUGAAAAAGAAUCAGCAUUUGGAUUGUCACAAUCUAUUGUUGCUGAAAGUUUGAUUGCAGUAGCUUCAUUAGUUUAAAAGUUAUGGAUUUAAAUGUAAUAAUUUCUCAGCAGCGGUUGCUUUUCAUGAAAUAUUUUUUCUAAAAGUGCACAAAUUUUUCUGAUCUGUAUUUUAUUUAUUUUAAAUGUGCCUUAUUUUUAGAUGUACAUCAUCUGUUUGUAUUGAAAAUUUUAUAGCAAUGGCUUUAUUGGUUUAGUAGACUCAAGCUAUUCAGAUGUCAUUUGUGGCAGUUUAUUUUAGUUAAACUGAAGAAGUAAGUUUACAAACAUAUAAGAACAAUCAUAAAAACGUAUACUUACCUCAAGCAAGUAUUAUUUUAAUUUCUAUCAACCGCCAAAGUUGAUUCUAACAAUAUGUGUUGAUUUGUGAAAUAUCACUAUUAACUUAAAAUAAAUGACAUACUAAUUUUUUGUCAUAUUCAUAUGGGACUAAAAUACAUAUAUAGAAAGUGGUAAAAUAAAAAGUAUGAUACCUAAUUUUAUUGUUUAAAUUAAGGAAUCAUCCCUGUAUGGCGGGGUGGGCAAAAAUUUUGUGUGGAGGACCACAUUGACAAAUGUAAAGCUAUUGGGGGGGGCAGCAUGUAUAUUAUGUCCAAUUUUUUACAUGUCGAUAAACAUUUCUCUAUAUUAAAAUCGAUAAAUUAGCAUUUUAGCAUUACAUGACGAAAGUAGAAAAUAAGAAAGAAAGUGGAUCAAAAAUGUUAAAACACUCAUAACAGUAAAUGAACUUCUGUAAAAUUCAACAAAAUAACUUAAUUUUUUAAACUUUCUAAAUGCCUCAGAUGGCCGCAUAAUAACAGUUGGCGGGCUGUAGUUUUCCCACCCCUGCUGUAUGGAAAAUAAUAAAGAUUUUAAAAGAUUUUUGCCUUCCAAGCUUUUUUAAUUGCACCAAGAAGGAUGAGCUACUUAUAACAUCAGGCACUGAAUCUACAUACACUCUGUUAUUGUUCAUCAACAAAAUUUUGUCAAUCCAAAUGGCGGACAAAUAACAAUCCAAGUCCACACACAGACUUUUGAAAAUAUGUGGAUGCAGGCAAAGCGCAAACCGAAAAGACAGUUUGACACAAGCCAUGAUGUUUUCCCUUUAUAUUUGGAUGGGUUCAUGUCCCGCAAAUGUUUUCAUGGAAAUGAUAUAAACUCAAGCUGUGUUUUCUUUUCAUAAAUUAAAUUGUUAAAAUUUUUCUACUUGAUAAAUUAUUAAAUGGUUUAAAUUUUCUGUUUUAAAAAUGUUGUCUUUUAUUUAUGUUCUGAAUUGAAUAUGUACAAUGCAGUAAAAAAACGUUUCCAUUCAUUUGGAUCAAUAAAAGAAUUUUAUCAUAUCAAUAAAACAAUAACCGUUUAAAAAGCGCUUCAAACCAGAACAACAUGAUUUUUUCAUAAAAGAUGCUCAAGUGUAAGAUUACCCAAUUCCAUUCAAUUUGAAAAAUAAUAUGUUAUUCAUAACUGGCAACUAUACAGUUAUAUAGAGCAAACUAAAAGUAAAAAAAAAAAUUAAACCAGAAUAAACUGUCUAGCUUCAGUACUUUUUGAACUAUGAAUUUUUUUAAGUGCAAGUUCAUUUUAUGACCCAAUUCUGCUGAUUGCCUCAUGUGCUAAAAAUCUUGUUUAAAUUAUAGUUCUACACAACUUUUAUUUUCAGGAUUUAUGCUAGCUAUUAAAUGUUCUAAUAUUAAAUUUAAAUUUUAACAUUAUUAUGCAUUAUAAAUACAUUUUAUUUGAUCUAGCUAUGUAAUAUUAUAAUUAAAUUAAUAUUAUUUUUUAGGGACACCUUAGGAUUAGUGAACAGAACAUCGAUAUCAUAUUUAUUAAAUUUAAUUCUCUUCUUUAAACCCCCUUAACCUAGUUCUAAUUAUUUUGGUCCCAUGUCUAUCUCUUAUGGCCCAAGUUCUAAUUAUUAAGGUUCCAGUCAAAUGUAUGUCCAGUUUUAUUUUAGGCAGUGUAGAUAAAAAAUUGUUAAAAAUUCUAAAUUGAUUUGUUCAGUAUUCAGUAUAUUCAGUAUUUUAAAAAUUAAAAUAAUGUGUUUUGAAUAUUCAAUAUUUUUAAACUUAAAAUAAAUCUACACAGAGACAGAGAGAGCUACAUUGUGAUCUUGGAACACUUAAGUUUUUAAUUUAAAAUUUUUUCUUGUUUUGUAUUGUCUACUGAAGAGGGAAUAUAGCUUAAGCGUCCUUUUAAUUGUUCUGUAAUUUUUUCAAGCCUUAACAUAUCUUGUUCUACUACUUAUUUACUUCACAUGGCUUGAACACAGUCCUCCCUUCUAUUAAAAUAAAUCCUAUGCUGAAACCCAAAACAACACAGAAUAAACCUGCGUACUCUUCACUAUGACAUUCUCCAAAUGGCCACAGGAUCAGAAUGAUGAUUUAAAUAAAUAAACUUGAUCCAUGUCAAAUUUUGUUAUUUCAGAUAAGUGCCGCGGCUUGGUUAAUGUUGGGAAUUCUUGUUUCCUGAACUCACUGCUGCAAUCAUGGGCUGCAUGUCCCUCACUGUACAGCUGGCUGCGCUGUUCUUUGGUCAGCACUCCGGCUUCUCGUGAUAAACUGCUCACUAGUACUAUAUUUAAAGUAUUAAAAGGUUUGUAUUUAUAUUUUAAAUUACGUGUGUUUACUUUUUAAAAAAAACGAAAUUUGUCAUUUAAAAAAAAUACAGUUAGCAUGAGAUAGUUAUAAUAUAGUCCAAAUUGAACAAGAAGAUUUUUUAAAGUUGGUAGGUUAUUACAUAAAAGCAAUAUACAAGCCACUCAAAACUCUUACCACAUAAGGAAAAUUAAUUAUGAUAUUUUUAUACCGGUAUAUGGUUUGGGGGGAGGGGGGGGGGUGGGCUGUAAUCAAAAUUUCAAGCUUGAAUUAAGACAAAACCCUGAAAACUUUUGAUUCUACUUAAUAUAUAAUUAGCAUUAGUUUAUCAUCAUAAUCUUAAACUAAUUUCCUUACCAUAAUUAUAAUUCAUGAUUUUUGUUCUUUUUAAUCUUAAAGUACUUAACAAUGAAGAGGAGGAUGCUUCAGACCCAUACAACCCAAGUAGUGUGUUUCAUGCACUGAGAGCAAAAAGAUGGAUAAUUUCUUCAGAGGAGCAGGUUUGAAUGGAAUAUUUAUUUGCCAAGGGGCCAUCAAAUCAUGACAGUUCUGCAAGUCAGCUGCCAUCUCUCAGAAAAUUGUUUAGGGAUUUAGUUUAAUGGUUGUCUUAUUUCAUUGAUUGAAUUUUGGAAGACUAGAUGUGGAAAAAAAAAAAGAGUAGAAAUGCAUGGGAUGUUACAAAUUGCAGUUUUCAUUCAGAAUUAAAUUGGAAUAUAUCACAAAUUAUAGGUUUCAAAUAACCAGAAAAACCCCCCAAAAACAUUAAAGUUGUUUGAGCAACUGAACCAGGGGAGACUUAAAGGUCCAGUAAAUAGAAAUAACAAUAUCCUAACAUUAAUACCCUCCAUUCUCUCCUUCCAGGACAUGCAUGAACUUUUCCAUGUCCUUACACAAACACUGGAAGAGGAGACGUCCCGUUACCCAAGUGUACUGUCCCUGUUUGAUAUAUGUCACUUACAGGUAAUCUUCUAUUUAAUUAAGGCAAAUGUUCUUCUAGAGUUUCAAAACACAUGCCAUUAAUGAGUUGCUUGAAAUCUUAAUUGUUUGCAUUUCAUUUUAAUAAAUUUCAGUCUGGGCAUGUAGAUUUAAAAAGCUAAUUUGCUGAAGCUAAAUACUUGCACAUGGUCCGGGCUGAUUAAAUAAAUAAAUACACACAAAUAUAUUUAAUUAUCAUUUUUCUAUCUUUCCCCCCCCCCCCCCCCCUCCUCACUCUCUCCCUCUCUCACUUCCAUUUUUGACCUCCCUGUCUCUCCUUCUCUUCCUUUCCCCAUCUCUCUCUCUCCCUUUAUCUCCCUCCUUCUCUCUCUUCCUCCCUCCCUUGCCCUCUCUCUCUCUUCCUCCUAUCCUCCCUCCCUCCCUUUCUCUCCCUUCCCUCUCUCUUACCUUUGUGUACUUAUGUGUGUGCUUAGGAAGAAUCAGAUAAAUUUCCUAUUACCAUGCUAUAAUAUGCUCCGCAGGAUCCCCAAAAUGUUUACCAGUCAGACAUGCAGGCAAGGACCAGAAGCCAGGUUCUUCUACCUGUAUUGCCAACCAAAAUUGUUGAGCAGCCCACCAGAGGACUCUUGGCCAGUCAGCUUCAAUGCCUGUCCUGUGGUUCACGCUCACCUGUGAAGUAUGAUGUAUUUGACAGCCUUACCCUAACAUUCCCAAGGAACUACUGGGUAAGACUUUAAUUGCAUUGCUGAAUUUUUAAUUAGUAUUUUUAAAACCAGCACCCACUAGCCCAAUAAUUAACCUCCAAUGUCACACACUAACGUAAUAAUUUCCCUACAGUGCAGUCCUAACCUAAAUGUUAAAAAUCCUAUCAAUUCCAGGGUCCUCUAAGCUUGGACAGUCUUCUACAUCAGUUUGUCACUCCAGAGAUUGUGCAAUCUGUGGAUUGUGAGGGCUGUGCAAAAAUUGCAAAACAUGAAGUUGUCAAGUCUAACUUUAGGAAAAGAGUGUCAAUGGGAAAGGUUGGUGGACAAUAAUUUUUAUUGCGGAAAAUUUUUUUUACAAAAUCAUUGCUAAUCAUUUUUACCAUUUGAUUGUUUCAACAAAAAUUACUAAAUUAGUUGCUUCUUGAAGUUACUACAAUAGUUGAUUCUUAAAGAUACUACAGUAGUUGCUCCUUGAAGAUUCUACAUUGGUUGCUCCUUGAAGAUUCUACAUUGGUUGCUCCUUGAAAAUAAUGUAGUUGCUUCUUUUACAAAUCCGCACCAUAAGAAAUUUUCUAUUUGACUUUUCCCUCUAUACCAGGGCUAUUAAAGCUUUUUUUUUUUUUUUUUUUCUCUUUUUUCUGGGUUUUUUUUUUUUUUUUUUUUUUUUUUUUUUUGCGGUGCAACACCCUGUCUUGUUUUUAACUCUUUCGAUGCGGAACAACGCACAUUGCGUUCAUCCGCCGUUCUCAAAAGCUCGGACCAAUGCGUUGUUUCAAUAUCAUGUUUGUUUCUUUGCUAUUUCUCGGUUAAACUUUUUAAGAGCUAUUUUUAAAUAAGUCUUUUACAUAGAAGUGUGGUACUUCAUUGUUUAAAAGCGAAAACGAGGUUUAUUUGUGGUCAUUUGAAGCAUUAUUUUGAUGAUUUUCUUCGCGUUUUUUUUUCCUACUGUUGCUAUGGCUACCCUAGGCCCUAGUAGGUAGGUUUACUAGAUGAUUAACAGUUAAAAGAGCUUUGGAAUUGUUUUAUACUAUUUCUUUUGAUAGUGAAGAUGAUUUAUAUUUAGAUGCAUCGCAUGAUUCCGAUAGUAGUAGUUUUAGAGGAAUUGAGUUAAAGAAGUGAAGAUGAGGUAUGCGUACAUCAUAGGGUUUGGGGAAUAAUGGUUUAGCAUAAAAUGUUUUCACAUUUUAUGGUUCUGUUCUGUAACUUAUUUUAUUUAAAGUGAAGAAAUAAGUUUACAAACAUAUAGUCCUUUCAAUUACCUUUCAUUCGAUAUUAAGUUUAGUCUUAUAAACCAAAGAAUAGUAUUUUAAAUAUUUUAAUAAACCCAACCUCUCACUCUUUUUCCGCUCUUUGAAAAAAAUGUAAAUUUUUUUAAUAAAAAUAUUCCGCAGCGAAAGAGUUAAAAAAUGUAUACACCCCACAUGAUAAAAAAUGCUUACAAGAAUGCAAAUUAACCUGAUUUGCUAAUCUUCUCACUGACACAUCCUCCCAAGGGUGUGGGGUCCCCUGGUUAAGAGCCCCUUCUCUGUACUGAGGCUUUAUUUUAGAAUAAAUACGGUCAGAUUUGAAGAUUGUUUUAAAGCCUAUUAAAUAAAAUUCCCCUAAAAAAUGUUUUCUUCCAUAUAAUUUUCUUUUAGCUUCCUCAAGUAUUGUGUAUCCACCUGCCACGGACACAGUGGCUGGACAAUGGAGCUCCAGUCAAGCGAUUUGAUCAUGUCAGCUUUCCGGAGACACUUCACAUGGAUCAGUACUUAUACUGCAACCAAGGAAAGGAACAUGAGGAAAGAAAUGGGCUUCUGGGUGGUGUUGACAUUACUUUACAGAUGCUCAGGUCAGUAACCUUUGACAUGAUAUUUAUUAUAUGCUGGUCAGGAAAGUAAAUUUUCACCCAGCCUUUGUAUUCUUAUUGAGGCUUUAGGACCAUUAGUUUAGAAUUUUCACCCAGCUUUUUUAUUCUUAUUGAGGCUUUAGGACCAUUAGUAUAGAAACUUUUCACUCUUUUUUAAUCUGUGAUAUCCAAAAAUGCAGUUGAUGUGAAGUUCAGAAGAGCUACGGUAAUUAUGUUUUGUUAAUGUAUUGUUUAGCCAUAAACACCUAGCAAUAAUUUUUGUGUCGAUGUAUUUACCAUUUAUUUAGCUUAAAAAUAUAUAACUGGCAGAAUUUGUUUUUUGCAGUCAAUCAGCCAAGCCAGUCACCACACCGACAUCAGCCCCUGUCAAUCUCUUAAGAACGUUGAACUUUGACCAGCAUUUCACUGGAACUGGAUUGUUCGUUCACCCCCAGCGGGCCCCCCAAAUCCCCAGGGAGCUGAGUGAUGUAAACCACAACGCCCCACCGGAACUCAUCAAAACAGGCUCUGCAGAUUUCUCUUACAAACUGGCUGCUGUCGUCUGUCACAUUGGUGACAUCCAGCUUGGUCAUUUUGUGGCCUAUCGUCGUGGUAUUCAUUCAGCAAAUGAGACUUUGAAAGGAGCAGGUGAUUUGGGUGUCAAGUGGUGGUUUACAUCUGACUCUAGUGUCACCCGAGUUACCCAGCAGCAAGUCCUGGCAUCUGAGGCAUAUAUGUUAUUUUAUGAGAAAAUUUAAGCAUUAUUAUGUUAGUAUGUUGCAGAUUUAAAGAACCACUUCAAAUUAAAUUAACAUUCUAGCUGGGAAGAAUUUAAAAAAAAAAUGUUUUAUUAAUAAGAGUACCGGUACUUAAAUUUUCGGCUACCAGUUUCCUGUCACUUUCUACCUAAAAAGCUAGUUCAAUAAUAAUUAGCUUGCAUAUUUCUAUAACUAGAUAUAGUGGCUCUUAGCUCUAAAAGGGCUAUAAAAAUGAUAAAUGGAAGUAAAUUAAAUAUUGUUUGCUUUAGUUUCAAAGGUACCGGUAUUGAAUAUGCAAAAGUUUAUAGGAAUUAUUUUUAGUCCACACAGUUUGUUAUGUUUAUAUUCUAGUCAUUUGCUUUAUUCUAAUUUAUAGUCUUAAUUUAAUAGAUAUAAAGUAUGCAGUUUCAGAGUGUUUUAAAGUACUAGAAAACUGAAUAAAAAGUUUUUUUAAAAGUUACAUGACUUCUUCCACAUUUUUUUUUCUAUGAGGUGAAUUAUUUGAUGUUCUUGUGUUCAUCACCUGCUUCAGCGAGCAUUUUUUGGACCUGUUGUAUUCUUUAUGCAGUUGAACAUUUUAGUUUAAUUUCAACAUUAUAUGUUUAAUCUUAUGCACUGUGUACUAAAUUGAAGGCACAACUUAGCUCAUUUUGGGAAAAAACUUUUGUUUAAAAUAUGAAACAUGUUUAAAUAUUAUAUAUUUUAGUUCUUAAUAAUUUUUUUACUUAUUGUUGCUUCUUUUUUUAUACCACCAGUGUAUCCAGGAAGGUAAUUAAUUUAUUAAUAUGAAGAUAAUAUUUAAGCAAAAAAAUUUAUUUUUAAGAUAUUUAAAAUGAUAAAUCAAAGUAAAAGUUUAUGAUCUAAUCUAUUUGUAAUUAAGGACAAUGGUUGAAAUAGUGUUUUAGCCUUUUCAUGGUUUGAAAAAAAGUAUCCAAGACUUACUGUAUAUAGUAGAAUCAGAGGUGCUUACAAUGUAAUUAUUAUUUAUAAACUACAUGAGAAUUUUAUGAACUGAACACUGAAAAAUCAAGAUAAUCCAUUUUGCUAAAAAUAAUAAGCAAAAUGAUUUCCUGAGGAAUAAGUUGAUAUUAAUCAAAAAGACUGCUGUGAUUCCCAUUUCCUUACCAUUUUUUGCUUAUAAAUUUUGCUCAAAAGUUAAAAUCUUAUUUCUUUGAGUUUUGGAUUAUUAUUAUUACUAUUAAAUUGAUCCUAGAAUUAUUUUGUUUUUAACAUUCUUGUGUUCUCUUAAUUUAAAAAUAAAUUUCACUCUUUUGUUUGGAAGAGAAAGUGGUAUGUAUGUAAAUAAAUUUAUUAUGAAUCCUUUGAAACGUGUAUUGAUUUUCACCAAUUUUUAUUUCUGUUUUGUGAGCGUGUUUUAUCCAGAUUCCCAAGUAUUCUAGCAGUCAUAUUUUAAUACAUUAAGUGAUACAAUGAUGGUUUAGUACUUAAUUGAUAUCUUACUUUUUACAUCUGUUUUACAAUUAUUGUCAAGGUUUCCGAUUAAGGCUUAAAUAAGUACAUUUGUGGAUUAUUUCCUUUUUAAAUUUUUUUUUUUUAUCCUCUCUGCCAAAAUCAAAGCUAUCAGUCACCUUUAAGUUAUCCCAUUAUUUAUUGAGCACUCUCAAAUGUUGUGGGCUGCGUUACGCUGCAUAAGCUGUUUGCCUUACUUCUGUAGAUUAAUUAGAAAAUUCACCUUUCAGAUGUGUUGUCUUUAUAUUUAUUUGUGACACAAACCGGAAACGUUUGUAUGGCAGACCUGUUUACUCUUACGAUUUUGGUGUAUAAUGUACGAUUUUGAGGUGUAUACAUUAUAUUUACUGUAUGUUUAUUUUUUUACUAUUAAGAUAAUGUAAUGAUCGAUUUUGUGAUGAUAUUGUACGAUUUUAAGAGUUUGGGGGUAAACAGGUCUGGUAUGGUGUUCAAAAAGACCAUUAAUUGUAAUUUUAUAAAAUAUUUAUUUAUCUGUUUCUGCUUUAGUUUGGGGGUUGAGCUGUCAUUUUGUUGUUUUUUUUUUUGUUUUUUGCGAACUGAAUCAAAAUAUUUUUACGUUUGUCCAUUUUCUUAAAUGUAACCAUUUGGAAUUAAGAUAAAAUUAUCUUUUUUUCCCCUGGUUAAUAAAACCUACUGUCAAAUGAGUCAUAAGACUUAAAUAAUAAUCAUGUGUUUGUGAGUAUUUCUUCAUUACACUAAUGUUAAAAUAAUAUUUUACGUUUUUUUGGUUUUUAUUUUAAAUGAAAACUGUCCAAAAAUAAAUCCUUAAAACUUUGUUUAAAUGAUCUCAAUCUGACAUUGGUGCUUAAAAUUUCAUUUGUUUUUCAAUCUUUAAUUUUUUAAUUUUUAUCAGAAGAUAGUUGUCUGGGGGUCAGUGUCUGUAAAUCCUUAUGUGUCCACUUGAGAUAUACCAGUCAGUUGAGGGCAUUUUGUUACUAGGCUUUGACUGUAUGAACAUUGAUGUAAGUGUGCUUGCUUGAUAAUAACUGUUUAAUUUGCUUAGUUUGAAAAAUGUCCCUUUAAAAGAUCUUUAUUUUUCAUUUAUAUUUUUUAUUUGUAAAUUUCUGUACAAAAAGAAAUCUGCUUGAUACAUUAAAAAGUUGGAACAUGCCACUAAAA
Messenger RNA from Lymnaea stagnalis (great pond snail), 12295 nucleotides. NCBI's taxonomy places the organism in Eukaryota, Metazoa, Mollusca, Gastropoda, Lymnaeidae. The record is from the annotation of a GenBank genome assembly.